This is a messenger RNA of Camellia sinensis, 690 nucleotides long. Lineage: Eukaryota; Viridiplantae; Streptophyta; Magnoliopsida; Ericales; Theaceae. The record is from RefSeq and is a predicted model, not a curated record.
AUGGGUGAUGGUUGGGCUGAUGGUAGACAUAGAACUCUCAUUAAUUUUCUUGUCUGUUGUCCUAGAGCAAUCACUUUUGUUAAAUCCAUUGAUGCCUCUGAUGUUGUAAAAGAUGCUCCUCUUUUUUUUAAAUUGUUUGAAGAAAUUAUUAAGUGGGUGGGAGUGAGCAAUAUUGUACACAUGGUGACAGAUAAUGGGGCAAAUUAUGUUGCUGCUGGAAGACUUGUUAGUCAAACUUUCAAGAAUAUUAAUUGCUGUCCUUGUGUAGCACAUUAUUUGAACUUAGUGUUAAGUGAUAUUUCCAAGUUGAAUCAUAUGAAAGAGCUUGCCUCUAGAGCAUCAAGUGUGACAAGAUUUAUGUACAAUCACCCAUGGUUGAUAGCUUGGUUGAGGAAAAUGAAGGGAUGGACUGAAAUUGUGCGCCCAGGAGCAACCCGUUUUGCCACUACUUUCAUUGCAUUACAUAGUAUUCAAAAAUAUAUGCAUGAUUUGAAAGCCUUAGUAACAAGUAAGGAUUUUGUCGAUUCAAGGCAUGCAAAAGACAAGAAAGCAAAAGAAGUUGUUGCUAUCAUUUUAGACAGUAAGUUUUCAAAUGAAUGCUUGAUCAUUGUUAAGAUUGUUGAGCCACUCAUGAGAUUGUUGCGUAUUGUUGAUGGAGAUAAAAAACCUUCAAUGGGAUACGUAUAUUAG